Messenger RNA from Penicillium malachiteum, 1401 nucleotides. RefSeq names its product FAD-dependent oxidoreductase. Lineage: Eukaryota; Fungi; Ascomycota; Eurotiomycetes; Eurotiales; Aspergillaceae. The transcript has 3 exons. The record is from RefSeq and is a predicted model, not a curated record. Gene Ontology annotation, molecular function: oxidoreductase activity; FAD binding. Bases 1 to 1401 code for a protein of 466 amino acids. Gene Ontology annotation, biological process: secondary metabolite biosynthetic process.
AUGGCAACCAGAAACGAAGAGGCGUCGAGUAAUGGCGACCUCCAAGCCCAUCUGGAGGUUGCUAUCGUUGGAGGCGGCAUAAUUGGCGUCAUGACGGCACUAGGGCUCUUGCGUCGAGGAUUUAGAGUUACUAUCUAUGAGCGUGCUUCCACAUGGCCAGAGGUAGGAGCCGCUUUUGCCUUCACAGCAAUUGCACGGGAGUGCAUGGAACGCCUCGACCCGCGCGUACUUGAGUCUCUUGCUCGAGUUGCCCAAAGAAGUCCCCAUGACAAGGUUCGUUACUGGGAUGGCUUUCACCCUGAAACUAAAGAGUCUGCUAUGGAAGCGGACUCCGCAGUCUUAUUUGAGAUUCUGGAAAAGAACAUGGCCUAUUGGGCCUGUCUAAGGGGUCACUUCCUGCUAGACAUGGCUGCCCAGCUUCCCGACGACGUGAUGAAGUUCGACAAGCGACUGGUGGACUACGAUGACAAUGAGGCAAAUGCGAAGGUAAUUUUGCGCUUCGCAGACGGAAGCACUGCACAUUCCGACCUUGGUCUGUCUCCCGUACAACGCAUGGCUUAUGCCGAUAGAUGCACCUUAAUCGCGUGCGACGGUAUUCAUUCAACUACCCGCAAGAUCUUCCUAGGUGCAGACCACCUGGCCGCAAAUGCUAAGUACUCCCAAAAGGCUAUGUACCGCGCUAUGGUGCCCAUGCCGAGCGCAAUCAAUGCACUAGGGACCGACAAGGCCCAUGUACAAAUUGCGCAUAUGGGACCUGAUGCCCACAUCGUGUCUUUCCCGGUAAACAACGCGCAGGCUUAUAAUGUUUUCGUCUUCCUACACGAUCCAGAGGAGUGGAGUCAUGGGCAUACCAUGACCGUCGCCAGCUCCCGUAACGAAGUUGUGGAGGCACUGCAGGGUUGGGGACCGCAUAUCAAGGAACUCGUUGAUCAAUUUCCCGAAACCUUGAGCAAAUAUGCCAUCUUCGACCAGGCUGACAAUCCACUUCCAUCAUACGCUUCCGGUCGUGUGUGUCUGGCCGGCGACGCAGCACAUGCGAGCAGCCCAUUUCACGGUGCAGGUGCCUGCAUGGGCGUUGAGGAUGCUUUGGUCCUGGCCGAGCUUUUGACACGCGUCGACGCUGGGCCUACACCCAACAUACAGCGCAACCUCAGAACAGCCUUGCAGACAUACAGCUCCGUACGAAUUGAGCGCAGCCAAUGGUUGGUUAAGAGCUCUCGGGAGAUGGGAGACAUUUAUGAGUGGCGAUAUCCUGCAUCUGGAGAUGAUGGCGACAAAUGCAAGGCCGAGUUCGAGAGGCGUUCGCAAGUCAUUUGGGAUUUUGAUGUGGACGGCAUGGUUACUGAUGCGAAGAAGGUCUAUGAUUCUCAGGUUGCGGUUCAAGGGCCCUCGGGUCAAUAG